CCAAAUUUCCAGCUGUCGAAACGCAACAGUACUGUAGCUGCCGACUCCCCAAGCACUCACCCACCUCCGAUCCCGUCCUCGACAACACUCAAUUCAAAAGAGACGUUACUAUCCUUGACGCACCCAUUUUCCAACUACUCAAACAGCCCGUUUCUGGAAACGUCAUGGAAGCGACUUGCACCCGAUUUCGUCGUCAGCACUACCGUUUGUCAAGUCUUUGAAGCGGCCGACUGAGGCACCAAGACAUCGGAGCUUUCCACGCGACCAUUCCGCCUUCUCCUUCUCAGCAGCUUUAGCUUCAAUCGCAUCGACGACAGGAGUCCCCCGAGGUCUUCCCCCACUAUCUCUUUCCCAAGUAGCUAUGAAUUCAGAUACCAGACGCAUACAAAGCCACCACCCACACCGGGCCCCCAGCCAUCCCCAGAACUAUUACCACGCCUACCCAGCUGAUCGCCAACUCCGGGACUACGUGACCAGCCCGACUAUUAUCGUCUCCGUCAUCCUCCUCUUAUUAUCCGCCCUUUAUCAACUAUUAUUCAGCGAUCGGAACACCUGUACACGCUUAAAGAACAUUAUCUGGGCCCGCGUGGUCGAUAUCAUUCCGGCCACUCUACUCUUCAAAGUCGACGGCUUCCUCAACCCGCCACUGUUCCCCAGGCCUAUGACGCCCGCAGAAAUAGACAACUCGCAUGAAGCCAAAAGUCAAGCUCUGGGAAGGAUAUUGGGUCUGGACAAGCCAGGAGGCGUCAUGGAAUCCGUGACUUCGGCUGGGCUCAAGGGCCUCAGCACCUUGUCCAGCGUUGGCUGGAACUUCAAAAACAGCACUUCAGAUCGUCCGGCAGGAUUAGGGAACAACGACAACUCAUGCUACCAGAACAGCAUUCUCCAGGGCCUUGCUUCGCUCCAGGGCUUGCCCGAGUACCUGGCCCGGGUAUCUCAGCUGGGUAGCAACGCCAAGUCGACGAUGCCGACCACGCAAGCAAUGGCUGGGCUCAUCGCAACACUCAACGACAAAGCCAACUAUGGGCGAUCUGUAUGGCCACCCAAUGUACUCAAGAACAUGAGCACGUGGCAACAGCAAGACGCACAAGAGUACUUUUCAAAGCUGCUGGACCAAAUCGACAGGGAGGUGGCCAAGGCUACAGCAACCUACAAGAAGUCCUUGGCAUAUGACGGCGACCUACCGCAGGACGACGGCGUAAGCAGCCACCACAGUGAUGAUAGCGGCUACCAUAGCUCCAGUCAAAGUUCAUCUGUUCCCGACAUUCAGCUGUCUAGGAAUCCACUCGAGGGGCUCAUUGCCCAGAGGGUAGUUUGUGUUAAGUGCAAUCACUUUGAAGGGCUGACAAUGAUCCCCUUCAAUUGUUUGACUCUCAACCUUGGCUCUGGACAACUUGGCUAUGACCUUUACGAGAGGCUGGACUACAAUGCCCGGGUUGAGUUUAUCGAAGGCGUUCACUGUCCCAGGUGCUCACUGCUCAAGAUGCAACAGAAGAUCAAGGGUCUGAUAGGGAUGGUCGCAACCGACGAGGCCAGAGUUUCGGAGUUUCGCGAGAGGUUAGCCGCGGUAGAAGAGGCGCUUGAAGAAGAUAUGCUUGACGACAAGACGCUAGCUGAGAAGUGCAAGGUUCCGGCUAAACAGCGAGUUGAGUCGACCAAGACAAAGCAGACGGCAAUUUCGCGGCCACCCAAGAGCUUGGUUAUUCACAUCAACCGGUCCGUCUUUGACGAGAGGACAGGCUACAUGUACAAGGACAGUUCCGCUGUCAGGUUUCCCAGCAUACUUGAUCUAGGACCUUGGUGCCUCGGAAGCGCGAAGAAGCGGGCUGAUCUGGAAGGUUCAAGCGGUGUCCUUCCGAGCUCGACCAGUAAUGGCGAGCAAACGGCUGAAGAUGAGGAGAAAUGGAAUGUUGAGCCGACGGCCUCCAUGGUGGCGGGCUCCCAACGCCCAUCCGCCCUAAGCGGGCCACUCUAUGAAUUACGCGCCGUUGUCACGCACCAGGGACGGCACGAUAGUGGCCACUAUGUUUGCUACAGGAAGCAUUAUAUCAGCCCUCCUGAGAAGGAAAACCAGCCUGAGACACCGCCGCCACAGCUUGUUGCCGAUGAUGAGGUGGCGGCUCCGAAGAUCCAGGCCCAGGACCAGAAGUCGAUAAGCGAGCCAAAUAGCACGGACGAAGAAGACGCCCCAACUCCUACCUCGGAAGAUGACGAGAAGACGCUCAUGCGCGAGGACGAAGAGGAAGCCACCUCGCAAUGGUGGCGACUUAGCGACACCGACGUCUUCAAGGUAGAUGAGGAGAAUGUGCUUGAAAGAGGGGACGUCUUUAUGUUGUUCUAUGAGUGUGUCGAACCGGAAAUGGUACGGAUACCAGAACGGGAAGUAACAAGGACCCUAUCUCCUCAAGCCAAACCCGGCAACCAUGUCGAUGACCAGUCAGAAUCGGUCACGCUGGUCGGGUCAGAGAAACUGGAGGAUGUGGAGAUGAUCAAGGCCGAGGCUCCGGAGGCUGGGAAGGAUAUGACAACGCCGACCGGGACGGUGACGGGUCAAUCGCCGGACAUAAAGGUCCAGGUCCAGCAUGCGGACUCGGUUGCGGCAUCGGGGAGCAUGGAGCAGGUUGAUUAGGACUUGGCCUACCUGUACACAAACUCGGCUCCGAUUUAUUUGUCCUCGAGUCCUUUGAGCCGGUGGCGUUAUAAGCGGGGGUAUGGCACCGUGAGGAAGACUUGUCCGAAGUAUCUUCAUAAAAGGCGUCAGGGCCCGGGGCGUGUUUUUUCUGCAUAGCGAGACGGCGUUCAGGAUGGAAAUGGACGGAUGCCGAA
Messenger RNA from Neurospora hispaniola, 2826 nucleotides. RefSeq lists its product as uncharacterized. Bases 362 to 2629 code for a protein of 755 amino acids. The transcript has a single exon. Gene Ontology annotation, biological process: protein deubiquitination. Gene Ontology annotation, molecular function: cysteine-type deubiquitinase activity. The record is from RefSeq and is a predicted model, not a curated record. Gene Ontology annotation, cellular component: nucleus; cytosol. NCBI's taxonomy places the organism in Eukaryota, Fungi, Ascomycota, Sordariomycetes, Sordariales, Sordariaceae.